Molecule: messenger RNA, 1514 nt
Organism: Vitis riparia (riverbank grape)
Lineage: Eukaryota; Viridiplantae; Streptophyta; Magnoliopsida; Vitales; Vitaceae
Product: cytochrome P450 87A3-like
Exons: 9
Coding region: 52-1365 (437 amino acids)
Biological process (GO): sterol metabolic process
Molecular function (GO): monooxygenase activity; iron ion binding; oxidoreductase activity, acting on paired donors, with incorporation or reduction of molecular oxygen
Source: RefSeq, a predicted model, not a curated record
CUGCAGAAGUGGUUGAACCCCAAAUGCAAUGGAAGAUUGCCACGUGGUUCAAUGGGCUUGCCAAUCAUUGGAGAGACGAUCCAGUUCUUCUCCCCUCACUCUUUCUACGGCAUCCCUCCUUUCAUUAGCAAGAGAAUGACCAAAUACGGGUCGGUGUUUAAAACUAGCUUGGUUGGGAAUCUGGUGGUUGUAUCUGGAGAUUCAGAGCUUAAUCAGUAUAUCUUUAAAGAAGAAGGGAAGUCAGUCUACUGCUCUUACACGGAAAGUGCUCUCAAGAUUAUGGGAGAACAAAGCUUAUUAGCGUACCAUGGGGUCUUUCACAAGUACCUUAAAAACUUGACACUGUCCAUGAUUGGCCCGGAAAGCCUCAAGGAAGUAUUACUGCAUGAAAUGGACGCUGUAACUCGCAAAUAUCUACAUUCAUGUAGUAGCUACGCCAGUUUUGAUGUGAAAGAAGAAUCUGCAAACAUGGUGUUCGAGUAUUUUGCUAAGAAAUUGUUUGGCUACGAGGAAGCUAAGGCAUCGAAGAAACUUAGAGAGAGCUACAAAGCUUUUCUUGAUGGCCUUAUAUCAUUUCCACUAAACAUCCCGGGAACUGCAUUCCAUGCAUGUUUGAAGGGACGUGAAAAUGCUAUAAAGGUGAUUAAUAAUGUGAUCAAUGAGAGAAAAUCAUCACAGAAGCUAUGCCAUGAUUUUCUGGAUUUUUUACUAGAGGAAGCAAAGAGCAAAGAUACAAUUCUAAAUGAAGCAAUUAUCGUAGACCUAGUCUUUCUGCUUCUCUUUGCUAGUUAUGAGACUACUUCUGAAGCCAUUACAUUAGUCAUGAAGUUUCUCAGUGAUCAUCCCUCAGUUGUUGUAGAAUUAACGAAAGAGCACGAGGAAAUUCUAAAAAAUCGAAAAAAUGAGGAAUUGGGAAUUACAUGGGCAGAAUACAAAUCCAUGACUUUUACACAUCUGGUUAUAAAUGAAACUCUUAGGUUGGGAAACAUCGUCCCCGGAAUUUUUAGAGGAGUAACAAAAGAUAUUGAGAUGAAGGGAACUACAAUUCCAGCAGGAUCCACAGUGAUGGUGUGUCCAUCAGCGGUUCAUUUGAAUCCUGCUAAGUACAAUGACCCACUUGCUUUUGAUCCAUGGCGAUGGGAGGGGCAAGAAUUACAUGCUGGGUCUAAGAAUUUCGUAGCUUUCGGUGGGGGUUCGAGGCUUUGUGCUGGAGCUCACUUCGCCAAGGUUCAAGUCGCUGUUUUCCUCCAUUAUUUGGUCACCAAAUACAGGUGGAAAAAAAUUCGUGGAGGGGAGAUCAUUCGAAAGCCUGGUUUGGUGUUUCCAGAUGGGCUUCACAUCCAAAUCUCAGCAAAAUAUAAGUGAUCAAUACAAGCAUUUCGUCCUCAAAGAAGCAAUAGACUUAUGAAUAAUGGGGAUUAGUAUCAAUGAUCGUUUAAUUAUUAGACAGUUUGUUUCGUGUUUUAUAUUUUUAUUGUAAACGAAGUUUUAUCAUCAUAAUUUAUAUGUAAUAU